AUGGGCACACAGAUGAAACAAUUGAAGGUAGUACUUGAUGAACUUGAAGAUAUACUGGCUAACAUAAGAAAUGUUCUGCAAAGUAUACAUGGAAAAUUAUCAUCUCUUUCAGAUGCAGAUAUUGAUUUUGAAAUGAAUGAGCAAGAGAUCUAUAAUAAUUUGAACGGCGAAAAUACUGCUUUCUGUCAUUCUAGAAGAACUGAUGUUACAACUACAAAAGUUAAGAAAAAUACUUAUUCCACACAUUUAGCUGCUCUAAUGGUUGCCAUAUACGGUAUGGUCCAGCAAGACUAUUUGAUGCAGGAAAGGAUCGUUUCUGCGUUAGAUCUGAACGUGUCAUCGGAAGAACUGGAAAGCUACUGCCUGAUGUGGUCUUUGCGUCCCUUCUUAAACAGUGGCGGAUCUUGCCUAAAAUAUUAA
This is a messenger RNA of Vicia villosa (hairy vetch), 420 nucleotides long. RefSeq lists its product as uncharacterized. NCBI's taxonomy places the organism in Eukaryota, Viridiplantae, Streptophyta, Magnoliopsida, Fabales, Fabaceae. The transcript has 4 exons. Bases 1 to 420 code for a protein of 139 amino acids. The record is from RefSeq and is a predicted model, not a curated record.